AUGAAUGACGGGGGGGCAAGAGGACGAGAUGACGAGGACGAAGAUGACGAAGAGGAUGAGGACGAUGGUGAGGACAAUAGCGAUGACGAAGAAGAGGAAGAGGAUAAGAACGAUGACGAUGACGAAGGCAAAGGCGUGGAAGAGGACGGGAACAAGGACAGUGACGAUGACGAGGGCGGGAACGAUAGCAAGGAUGAAGACGACGGCGACGGCGACGACGAUGACGACGACGAGGGAGAGGGCUUGAGGGCAGCGUAUGGCCCAACAUUCACGUUAAUGCAUUGCAAUCAUGGUGUAGAGUACAUUAGAUUUAGAGAUAUUGAUGCUUGUGUUGGAGAUGAAAGUAAGCUUCGUAGCGCUUACCUGUCCCUGCUACGACCCCCUUCCACGACUUCUCUGUUACGACCUCUCUCCCACGACUCCCCUAUUAUGACCUUCGUGAGAUCCACGUCCACACCUACGCCCAAAUCCACGCCCACGCCCAAAGUCCACACCGACGGCCAAAUCCACGCCACACCUAUUGCCUUAACCCACGUUCAAGUCCCCGCCUACGCUUAUGCCUCCGCCCACGCCCACAACUCCACCCACGCCCACACAACGUCCACGCCCACAAUUCCACCCACGCCCACACAACAUCCACGCCCACGCCCACACCUAUCGCCUUAA
Messenger RNA from Penaeus vannamei (Pacific white shrimp), 666 nucleotides. The record is from RefSeq and is a predicted model, not a curated record. NCBI's taxonomy places the organism in Eukaryota, Metazoa, Arthropoda, Malacostraca, Decapoda, Penaeidae.